Messenger RNA from Ustilaginoidea virens, 528 nucleotides. RefSeq lists its product as uncharacterized. Gene Ontology annotation, cellular component: P-body; Lsm1-7-Pat1 complex. Bases 1 to 528 code for a protein of 175 amino acids. The record is from RefSeq and is a predicted model, not a curated record. The transcript has 3 exons. Gene Ontology annotation, biological process: deadenylation-dependent decapping of nuclear-transcribed mRNA. NCBI's taxonomy places the organism in Eukaryota, Fungi, Ascomycota, Sordariomycetes, Hypocreales, Clavicipitaceae. Gene Ontology annotation, molecular function: RNA cap binding.
AUGGAAAACCUCUCCAUCUCGGACACCCUCCCGACGCAAGGAGGACCGGCUCCCCCUCCCGGAGGCCCUCCUUAUGCGCCUGCCCAGCUACCGCCACAGAUGUUUACCACGGCAGCCCAAUUGCUAGAUCUCACUGACAAAAAACUCAUGGUCGUUUUACGCGACGGGAGGAAAUUAAUAGGUGUUUUGCGAAGUUGGGAUCAAUUCGCUAAUCUUGUGCUCCAGUCGACAACAGAAAGGAUAUUUGCAACGCGACCCGGCUGUGACCCGAGCACGCCCCAAGGGUACUAUGCCGACAUUGAGCACGGCAUUUUCCUGGUCAGGGGGGAGAACGUGCUUCUUCUGGGGGAAAUUGAUCUGGACAAGGACGACGAUAUGCCGCCCGGUUUCCAGCCAGCUGAGAUGGAGUUUGUGAAGAAGCUGGCCGAAGAGAAGCGGUGUGCUGAAAAAGCCAGGGAGAAGAAGAGGCUCAAGAAGCUGGCCACCAUGGGCUUUGAGGGCGAGAAUCUCGGGGAAGUGGUUCUCUAA